Brugia pahangi is the source of this 918-nucleotide messenger RNA. NCBI's taxonomy places the organism in Eukaryota, Metazoa, Nematoda, Chromadorea, Rhabditida, Onchocercidae. The record is from the annotation of a GenBank genome assembly.
AUGCAAAUCUUCGUGAAAACACUGACUGGAAAAACGAUCACUCUUGAAGUGGAGGCUUCAGACACAAUUGAAAAUGUUAAAGCAAAAAUACAAGACAAAGAGGGUAUUCCGCCAGACCAGCAGCGCCUUAUAUUUGCAGGUAAGCAGUUGGAAGAUGGGCGUACUUUGUCAGAUUAUAAUAUUCAGAAGGAGUCGACAUUGCAUCUGGUUCUGCGAUUGAGGGGUGGUAUGCAAAUCUUUGUUAAAACUCUUACCGGUAAAACAAUCACAUUGGAAGUGGAAGCAUCUGACACCAUCGAGAAUGUUAAGGCAAAAAUCCAGGACAAGGAGGGAAUUCCACCAGACCAGCAGCGAUUGAUCUUCGCGGGUAAACAAUUGGAAGAUGGUCGUACCUUGUCUGAUUAUAAUAUCCAAAAGGAGUCUACACUUCACCUUGUACUUCGCCUCCGAGGUGGCAUGCAAAUUUUUGUAAAAACAUUGACGGGCAAGACGAUCACCUUAGAAGUUGAGGCUUCUGACACAAUCGAAAAUGUAAAGGCCAAGAUUCAGGAUAAAGAAGGGAUCCCUCCGGAUCAGCAGCGCCUUAUUUUUGCUGGAAAGCAACUGGAAGAUGGUCGCACGCUUUCUGAUUAUAACAUCCAGAAGGAAUCUACUUUGCAUCUGGUGCUUAGACUGCGCGGAGGAAUGCAGAUUUUUGUAAAGACUUUGACGGGUAAAACCAUAACACUCGAAGUGGAGGCUUCUGAUACUAUCGAAAAUGUCAAAGCAAAGAUUCAAGACAAGGAAGGCAUUCCACCAGAUCAGCAGCGACUGAUCUUUGCGGGCAAGCAGCUGGAGGACGGUCGCACAUUGUCUGAUUAUAAUAUUCAGAAGGAAUCGACGCUGCACCUGGUUCUUCGCCUUCGUGGUGGAUACUGA